Corticium candelabrum is the source of this 741-nucleotide messenger RNA. RefSeq lists its product as uncharacterized. NCBI's taxonomy places the organism in Eukaryota, Metazoa, Porifera, Homoscleromorpha, Homosclerophorida, Plakinidae. The record is from RefSeq and is a predicted model, not a curated record. Bases 25 to 549 code for a protein of 174 amino acids. The transcript is spliced from 3 exons.
UGCAUUGUUUCGCGAUCAGAACUUAUGUCUAGCGAUCCUAACAAGAAGAAGAAAAGGAAAGGUCUAUUCCAGAGGUGGAGAAAAGGCAAACAAAGCAAACAUCGUAAGGAAGAGAGCCUUCAAGAGUCGAAAGGCACAUCUGUGGAAGAGCAUCAGAAUCCUUUAUUGACAUCAGAGGUUGGUACCUCUCCAAGCCUACUAGUAAAGAGACGAACACUACAAGCAUUGGCAUUAGAACUACAUUCAGAAGAGGGAGAUCUACAAAAGUCAAGCAUGAGUGAUGUAUCAAGUGCAGGUGCUCUGACAUCUCCAUCCCCGACUCUCGCUAAACUUUCUCAAGAGGAGAAGAAACUGCGUCUUCAUGCAUCAGCACUGAAGGCAAGAGAAAGAAUACAGAAACGUCGAGAAAGAGCAAUUGCUCAAAAUUUAGGGAAGUCGUUAGGAGAGACAGGAAGUGAAGGAGAAAAAUUGCCAUUGGUUCAGGGCAGUGGUGGUGAACAGUCUCAAACUGAGAAAUCACGUUGCUGUGGUUGUUGUUGCAUUUCGUGAUCGAUUCAUUUGCUACAACAGAAACAGAAAGUGACAAUAAACUAUUUUGUAACCCGCACUAUUGUCAGUCAUACGAGGUAUUCCAUAUAUUUAGUUUGAUCAAUUGAAGUUUCUCAUUUGCAUGGUAGCUGCGGCUACACCAUCAGGUGUAUUUGCAAUGCACGCGCAUCUAUUAUAAUAUAGUAUGAAGAA